AUGGCGGUUUCUUACUCUUCCUCACUGUCGACCUUCUCCGCCGCCGCCGCCGCCGCCGCAUUUUCGGAAACGAAGCCUUCCAUCGGUCCCGCCUCCUCUCAGGCUGUCAGAUUUCCCUCCAUUUCUUCGGCGCGCCCAUUUAUCGUGCCAUUCACAUCCAACUCUCCUGUCGUCCGCAAUCAACGCGCAUCCUUCGUAGCUCCACGCGCCGCCGCCGAGUCUCCCUCGUCGACCACCACCUCGCCUACCUCCUUCCAUGGCCUCUGCUACGUCGUCGGGGACAACAUCGACACCGACCAGAUCAUCCCCGCCGAGUACCUCACCCUCGUCCCUUCGAACCCCGCCGAAUACGAAAAGCUCGGCUCCUACGCCCUAAUCGGCCUCCCGGCUUCCUACGAGAAGAGAUUCAUCGAGCCGAACGAGACAAAGACGAAGUACUCCAUCGUGAUUGGUGGAGAGAACUUCGGGUGUGGCUCGUCUCGCGAGCACGCUCCGGUUGCUCUGGGAGCUGCGGGAGUGGCGGCGGUGGUGGCGCAGUCGUACGCGAGGAUCUUCUUCAGGAACUCGGUCGCGACUGGAGAGGUUUAUCCGCUAGAGAGUGAGGUUAGGGUUUGCGAGGAGUGCAGGACUGGCGAUGUGAUAACGAUUGAGCUGGGAGAGAGCCGAUUGAUCAAUCACACGACCGGAAAGGAGUACAAGUUGCAGCCGAUUGGCGAUGCCGGUCCGGUGAUCGAGGCCGGCGGGAUUUUCGCAUAUGCGAGGAAGACUGGGAUGAUUCCGCAGUCUGCUUGA
Molecule: messenger RNA, 792 nt
Organism: Linum tenue
Lineage: Eukaryota; Viridiplantae; Streptophyta; Magnoliopsida; Malpighiales; Linaceae
Source: the annotation of a GenBank genome assembly